Molecule: messenger RNA, 849 nt
Organism: Fusarium coffeatum
Lineage: Eukaryota; Fungi; Ascomycota; Sordariomycetes; Hypocreales; Nectriaceae
Exons: 2
Coding region: 1-849 (282 amino acids)
Cellular component (GO): proteasome core complex
Molecular function (GO): threonine-type endopeptidase activity
Source: RefSeq, a predicted model, not a curated record
AUGGACUCUCUUGUCUCGAAAUACAGCCGGCCGUCGUACGAGCAGAACGAGCCUCUUGACGACCAGGAUGAGCUGCUGAACUCUAUGGGAGAUCUCUCCAUCAAGUUUGCCAUGCCUCCCGUUGCCCAGCCCUCGUCAUGGCUCCGCGCUGCCACAGAUGACCGAUCCAACCCCAACUGCCCUAUCAAGAUCGCCCACGGAACCACCACUCUCGCCUUCCGCUUCCAGGGCGGUAUCAUCGUCGCGACCGACUCCCGAGCCACCGCCGGAAACUGGAUCGCCUCUCAAACCGUCAAGAAGGUUAUCGAGAUCAACAGCGUUCUGCUAGGAACCAUGGCUGGUGGUGCUGCAGACUGUCAGUACUGGCUUGCUUGGCUCGGCAUGCAGUGCCGCCUCCACGAGCUCCGACACAAGCGCCGCAUCAGCGUUGCCGCCGCUAGCAAGAUCCUCACCAACCUCGUCUACAGCUACAAGGGCAUGGGCCUCAGUAUGGGUACCAUGUGUGCCGGUGUUACCAAGGAGGAGGGUCCCGCUCUUUACUACGUCGACAGCGAUGGCACUCGCCUAGCAGGAAACCUCUUCUGUGUUGGAUCUGGUCAGACAUUCGCCUACGGUGUGCUCGACGCCGAGUACAAGUACGACCUGUCGGAUGAGGAGGCUCUUGAGCUUGGAAAGCGAAGUAUUCUGGCCGCCACUCACCGAGAUGCUUACUCUGGUGGUUACAUCAACCUGUACCACGUCAAGGAGGAGGGCUGGGUGAAGCACGGCUUUAACGACACCAACCCCAUCUUCUGGAAGACCAAACUGGACAAGGGCGAGUUCACCAACGUGACAAGCGAGUUGGUUUAG